GUGAAGACUCUGUGGGGAAUAGCUGUGGAGUCACCGGGAACCAUCUUUGGCAGGGGAGGAAAAAUAGAUGGAGGAGUCUAAUCAGAACAGGAAAUAAGACCUGUGUGGAACUCUUGCCUUUUCUAUACCUCCUUGAGUUUCCAUGGUGAAGAAGGUCAUGCCCCGGAAGUGAAGCGGCCAUGUUGCUGAAUGACCCCGAGUGAGCUGUGCCGGCGGCGGGAGAGGAGGGGUCGGAGUCCCUGAAACGCGACGCAGCUUCCACCGUGAAGGUACCAAAAGCAGCCGCCGGGCCUUAGUCCUUCGUCCCUCCCACGGCUCGGCCUCCCUCCAUUUAUCCUCCAUGGCAGCGUGGACCCGUGAAGCAGUGCUGAACCUUUAUCGCGCUCUGCUGCGUCAGGGUCGCAGCUUGCGCUAUACUGAUCGCGAUUUUUAUUUCAACUCAAUCCGACAAGAGUUCCGUAAGAACCAGCAGCUUGAGCGGCUCAAAGAUAAGGAGAGACAACUGGAGAAGGGCCAGGCUUUCUUGCGCAGCAAACUUGGGGGAUUGAUUUAGAG
Messenger RNA from Hemicordylus capensis (graceful crag lizard), 555 nucleotides. RefSeq names its product MIEF1 upstream open reading frame protein-like. The coding region runs from base 341 to 553 and encodes 70 amino acids. The record is from RefSeq and is a predicted model, not a curated record. Lineage: Eukaryota; Metazoa; Chordata; Lepidosauria; Squamata; Cordylidae. The transcript has 3 exons.